Messenger RNA from Leptopilina boulardi, 880 nucleotides. RefSeq lists its product as uncharacterized. The record is from RefSeq and is a predicted model, not a curated record. The transcript is spliced from 2 exons. NCBI's taxonomy places the organism in Eukaryota, Metazoa, Arthropoda, Insecta, Hymenoptera, Figitidae. The coding region runs from base 158 to 841 and encodes 227 amino acids.
UAAUCAUCACCUUAAUAAAGACAGUGCCUUAUUGUGAGUGCAGUGCUACGAUUGAUUAUUAGUGCAUUUUCGGUAAUCGCAUAGUGGAUCAACUGCAUCAUUUUAUUUGACCAUCGCAAUUCCCUCCGAAUGGGUAUAACCGAAAACUGAUUUCCAAAUGCUUCGCAACGUCUUAAUGGUAGCAGUUGCUACAUUCAACUACAAUUUUUUAAAAGAAAUGACUCCUGAGGAUAGUGUAUUUCUUCGUCAUCAGCAAUUGAUUGUGCAAGUAGUGAAAACGGGAAACCAAUCCUUCAUUUUGCAAAGAAGACCGGAUUUGGUGGUGCCACUCAACAUCACUUGGCCGAAAACUAAUGGUUUGGAUAAUAUGAAUUUCCAGCAAUUAGAAAUUGAAGUGACAGAGUGCACCGACAGGGAUGUUAUUGAAGAUAGCAGGAGAAUGGACGUUGUAAACCAGGGCAUAUUGGUAGUUGACGAACAUGACAACGAUGAUGGUACGAACAUGUCAAGCUCUAGUGAUGAAUCUAUGGUAAUUGACGAGGAGGAGAAAGUUGACGUUGAGAAUGGGGAUUCAAUGGAAGUCAAUGGUGAGCCAGACUCGACUGUUGAUGAGAUUGAAAAAGACGCAACUAAAGAAGGUAAAGAAGACAUCAUUGAAGGAAGCGAGAACGAUAUGGUUGUAGAAAAGGAGAGCGAGAACAAUGAAACUGUAAAAGUAGAGCCAGAGACAGAAAAUACUAAUGUAGAGGAAGGAGCAAGCGUGAACGAUACCACAGGCGGCACUAAUGAAGAGGAUUUAGUGAACAUUAAUAUGAAAGAGCAUUUGUCACAUUUCAUUUAAAUUUUUCAAAAUUGAAAUUUUUUUUUUUAGUCUUUUACG